Nothoprocta perdicaria is the source of this 4369-nucleotide messenger RNA. RefSeq names its product ring finger protein 180 (gene RNF180). The record is from RefSeq and is a predicted model, not a curated record. The transcript has 7 exons. Gene Ontology annotation, molecular function: ubiquitin protein ligase activity; ubiquitin conjugating enzyme binding. Gene Ontology annotation, biological process: serotonin metabolic process; positive regulation of proteasomal ubiquitin-dependent protein catabolic process; protein polyubiquitination. The coding region runs from base 247 to 1941 and encodes 564 amino acids. Lineage: Eukaryota; Metazoa; Chordata; Aves; Tinamiformes; Tinamidae. Gene Ontology annotation, cellular component: endoplasmic reticulum membrane.
GAGAGGCGCCUCGCGCCUCCCCUGUGGCCCCUGCUGCCAUAGGCGUUUGUGGGGACCGGGCUGCGCCCGCGAGGAACAGUGUCUCCCGGGAGACACCGGCCCUCGUCGCCUGGCGCCCCAUCAUCAUCGUCAUCAUCAUCUGAAAGCUGCUCCCUGCUACCUGGAAGGCAGAGCAAAACAGGGGUCAUAGUCCGGCUGGUGCAUGAGCAGGCAUGCAGGACUGAGGAAUCACAGCGGAAAUGAGUGAUGGAGACUGAUGCACUACGUUGCUGGAAAUGUAGAAAAUACAUAGCAAGUUCUGCUUGCCUUAUAAAAUGUCAUGGAAAAGAACCAUUUAAAACACCUCAACUUUCAGCUGUUGCUCAGGAAACUUGCAACAUAUGGCAUUUGAGCUUAGAAGCCAUUCCAGAGUGGGUAAAAUGCGCUAUUGAAAAGGCACAGUGGACAAUUGGAAAACUACACUGUCCCUUCUGUGAGGCCCGCUUAGGGGGCUUUAACUUUGUUUGCAACACAAAGUGCUCCUGUGGACUGUCUGUAAAUAUACAUUUCUGCAAGAGUCGGACUGACUAUCAGGCAGCCUUUGCUGCUGAAGCGGCAAAACAAGCAGCAAAACACUUGACGCUCCGCAAAAUUCAGACUGGUUUUAACAGGGAUCCCCGCCACAAACUGGUAUCUGCAGCUUUGGAAAUCAAAAAUCAAGGGUUUUCAUACAUGGCCAGAAAUAAUAAUGGUAAUGGAAGAUUAACGGAAGCACUUUGUCUGGAAGUAAGAUCAUCCAGUUUUGAGAUGAAGAGUAAAAGACUUCCCUUAGAUACAUUAAAUCAAAGAAAAAAACGUUUUGCUGCCUGGCCUGUGAAUGAUGUAUGCACUGUAAAAGCUCUUCACAGAAGAUCACGCAGUUUGGAUUUAAAUAUCAGAGAGAGUCUUGUUUUGUUGCCUGCUUUAUAUGGAACUUCCAGUGUGGGAACUAUUUGCCGUGGCCAGAAUGAAAAUCCACCUGUUUACACAAGAUGUGACUUGCAGUUAGAGUCCAAUCAGAAAGGUGAGACUGCUUUUCAGAACCAGUAUUGUUCAAAUGCUGAUCAACUACAGAAAAGGUUUCAAGUUACCUCCUUUAAUGCAUUAGUGCACAGGGAAAGAGAAAGCGAAUGUGAUUUUGAAGCUGCUGGACAAUAUUCUGGGAGUGCCAUCGCGGAUCAGUCACCUUUUGUGAUGAACCUUUCCUCAUCUACAAGUGCUGUAGAAGAAGAACAGCACGGGGCACCUGUUGGUCCUGUGCAACCUGCAAGUAUUUCCUUAAACCAAAAGCUGAGUAAGAGAGAAAGAAACAAGUUGAAAAGCUUAAGGAGAAAACAAAGAAGGCGAGAACGGUGGCUACAGAAGCAGACUGCAAAUGAUAACCUGCACACAGAUGAUGAGCAUGAAUUCGGAGGAGACAAAGAAAGCUAUCUCUGUGCAGUGUGCCUGGAUCUUUAUUUCAAUCCUUACAUGUGCUAUCCCUGCCACCACGUCUUCUGUGAGCCUUGCCUAAGGACGCUUGCCAAAGACAAUCCAGCCAGCACUCCAUGCCCACUGUGUCGCACUACAAUUGCCAGAGUCUUUUUCCAAGCAGAACUGAACAACUCUACCAAAUCUUUUUUUCCUACGGAAUAUUUGAAAUUAAAAGAAAGUUUUCAAAAAUCAAAUUCUGCAAAAUGGCCUCUACCAAGCUGCAAGAAAGCUUUCAGAGUUUUUGAAGCAGGUUUUCAAAGACGCUCAGCUACUGUAACAAGGAGGCAUUUCCCACAUGCUGCUCACAGGAUGGACUACAUGGACUUUGAGGAUGAUAGCCGGGGAUGGCGGUUUGAUAUGGACAUGGUGAUAAUCUACAUUUAUUCUGUCAACUGGGUAAUAGGUUUUAUUGUGUUCUGUUUCCUUUGUUACUUCUUUUUCCCUUUUUAGUUUGUAUUCAUUACAAUUCAAGACAAGAGCAGUCAUGCGAACCAUGAUAAAGUGAAUAAAAACAAUCUAAAAAAGGCAAAAAUGUUUGACAUUGCAUUUUGAUCAUUAAGAAUUGUAAUAGACUGCAUCAAGUAUGCUGUAGGGGUAUCUCCUUGAUAGUUCUGCUGUUUGUGGCAAAGUAUUUGAAUAUGGUUCCAAAUAUAACUUGAGAUGAAGAUCAUACUUAAUUCAGUAGGAAGUUUGCCCCAAACGUAUAAGAUAAUUAUUAUGUACAAAUAUACAGUACUGUUUGUUCUUAGGGGAGUUCUGUCCCUUGCAGCAGAACAUGAUCCAUAGGGUCAUUUAGGGGGUUGAGUAUUGGCACGUUGCAACCAUAAGCAAAUCACAGUUGCUUCAGUUCCUCAAAACCAAGAUGAUCUCCAUUUACAGUCAGAUUUUUGGGGGAUAGUAGAGUAUAAGCACAGGAGUGCUGCACUGCACAUUAUAUAGACAUUUGUCAGAGCUCUUUCUAUAGCUUAAUCCAAAUUCAAGGGAAUUUUGACAAUUGAUAGACCUGUCCAUGUUCUGCUGUGGGGUUCGCUGCACUCAGUGCCUGAUAUUCUGAGCUUGCUAACCCGGAAGAGAAACUAUACCACACAAUUGGCUAACAGUUCAUCUUUUCAACAAAUGGCAAUUAUAGCAAAUCAGCUAAUCACCCCAACUUCUGCACAUUAAGGGGACCCUUUUUGCCCAGGUUUCCAGAGUAGCACUAUUCCCUUUUUUUCCUCUCCAGAUCACUGCAUGUGGGUCUAGGAAGACACAGAGCUAAAGGAAUGGCUGUGAUGCCAUUAACCCCAGUAAAAGGGGGUUACAGGAGAGAUAAGUGUUCUUUGGUUUUAAUUUGGCCUAUGCAUGUCCAUACGGAAUUCAUCCCUUUUUUUAAUUACUGUAACGAUUUGAGGAUACCCCUAAGUGUGGGCUCACCAGUACUGUGUGUCUCUAGGAAAUCAUGCAAGAGGACACAGUAGUUAUUUGCACCUUUCAUGUAAACAGAUGCUAAAGCACUUUAUAGUUUGUGUAUGUAAAGAUCGCGGGGUUACAGUAACCAACUGCAGCCGCUUCAGCAUUUGGUCCAUCCUUGCAGACAUCAAGUGCCAAAGACCAGUACACAUCAGUUAAAGAGCUUUCCUUUCAGGAAAGUGCAAAGAAGGGGCAUAAUUCAACAACGAGCACUGCAAUUCAAUCCCGAGAAGCAUGUGCAUGUAUGUAUGUAGCUCCUUGUGUGGGAGACCUGUGGUUUCUCCGUAGGUGGUGUACUCCCCUGCUCAAGCAGAGAACAAAGAAAUGUGUUGUGGAAGGUGCCAUCUGCCAACUGCGAUGGCACGGAAUGAGAUCAGCGCUUUUAGCAGGAUGCUGAACACGGAGCAUGUGCUCAGGCUUCUGUGCCGAAGCACGGCGAGCUCAGGCUCCUGUGGGCUACGCAGGGAUCACAGCCUCUCGUUUAACCCGACAAACAGCAGUCAGGCUGCUACUUAGUUUUCCUUACGCGCUGCAAAAAUAAUUGCUCUAACUCUUUGAGAAUAUAUGUGAAGUAAAAAUGACCAGUCGAGCUACACUAAUUUAAGUAAGUACUUUUCAUCAUCGUUUCUUUAAUGUAUACAAACCUAAAGGAAAUAUAAUAAUUUAAACUCACAAUCACGCUGUAGGCAUGAUCAUGAGAGAAAUCAUUUUUAUGUAAAUUCAGUAUAUCCAGUUACUUCACAUAGAAAAGAUUGGCUCUGUUACUGGUGGCAUUAGACAUAGUAUAUUAUAAGUUUAAGGUUGUACUAAAACUUAUGGCAAAUUUCUUCUUUAUAUUGAUAUAAACAAGUCUUUAAAAAGCUAGUUUUUUAUUGUCAUAGUUUCAGGUUUUGGUGUAAGACCCUAUGCUCAAAAAUUAUCAAAAAUUUUAAACAUUUUUUGCGUCUCUACCAGGACUGGGAUUCUAGCUGCAUUUUUUGUUUGUCUCUCUUUAAUCUUCACUUACAUACUGAUAGUCUGAAACUUCAAAAAUAAUUUAAAAUAAUUUAAUUUAGGAUAUGUAAUAAAUAUCCUUAAUAUUCCAGAAUAUAUUGAAAAAUAAAACCCAUAAUAUAGAUAUCACUAAUUGUAUAGAAAUAGAAUUGCUUCUUUCAUUUUUAAUAGCAUGGAUUUGUUGUGAAAAAUACAAGAUGGAGAGUCAAAAAUCCAAUGUAAUAUUGGCCCUUUUUAUACAUUUACAACAAGAAUUAUUAAACGAGGCUACAUUUUCCUAAAUUUAGUCAGGAUAACAAUUUUGUAUGACAUUUCAAAUAAAUACUUUUAUAGAAAUACAGUAGGAAUUUGAAGGCUCAAACUUGUUUUUUCAUUGAAUCCUGCCAGUGAAAUGCUGUAGAUAUCUGUGGGAGCAAGAGUAGGUUCUGUGUAAGCA